GGCUUUUUGUCGCUCGUUUCCUCUAGCGACACUUUUAAAAUCGUAGAGCAUUACUGUUUACUAUUGCAAAUCAUAUACAAAAAUGCAAGACGUGAAGAUCCUCACUGUCUCUGAUUUACUCAACUACGGCCGCUCCCACACUGGAUCUUUAACUCUUGGCCUUCCGAUCAUCUCUGAUCAAAACCCUCAACCGCCACCUGGCUCUUCCACUUCAAACCCUAACCGGGACCUUAAACUUCUGGCUCAGCUCGAUUACCCUGCUAUUUUCGUCGGAACCUUAAGACUCCCUACCCUGACUCUUAAUUGCCCACACGAGAACUGCCCCGAAUUCUCUGACGAUGCAGUCGCCGUUUGCUGCGACAUUGUAGGAUUUGAUCUUCGCGCCAUUGGUAAGAAAAUCAACGUUCUUACCUGGAAUUUCAUUAGGUCGGAUCAUCUUUCUAAUGGAUUCUUGGAAAUCUUUAAUUGGGACUUGUCUGAUUCGAAUCACGGGCUCAGUCGAUGUUCAAGCAUGAUUAUAGAUUCGUUUCCUUUAGUUUCAAGUUCUAUUGAACACGUACCCAAAACUACCAAUUCUAAGUCCUAUCGAAUUCACGGAAUAAUAGUAGUUAGUCCUGUCUCUGUUGUUCCAUGUUCAGUUGAAAACUCAAAUUCAAGUAAAUCAAUGAAUCUUCGAGGUUUUGACGUGAAAAUUAUGACUUGUGAAUGCCAAUUGUGUCGUUCUAAAGAGCCUGUCAGCGUUUUAUUUGGAGAAGCGGAUUGUCAUUCUUUUACAGUACCGGUGUAUGUGUACUUUCGUGGGCCUGCUUGGUAUUGGCAUCCUGUGCUGACGAAGCUCAUUAGGAAGGUUGUUACAAUUUCGGGUUUGAUGAAGAAGUUGGUUAUGAUGGGGAAGCAAGAGUCUGUUUUGAUGCUUGUCACUGCUGAGAACACUGUUCUUCAUUUGCCAAGAUUAUUGAAGAAAAGAAAGGUUGUACGUGGUUCUUAUAAAGGCACUGUCAAAAAUGUUUAUAUGCAAGGAAUGGUUGUUGAGCUGGAAAAAGAAGUGUGGCUUUUACUAACGAAUCAGUCACUCAUGCCACCACACGGUCUUAGGAUUGCUACUGUUAUUUCAAUUAGAAAUGUCCAUUUUGUGGAUCCACAAUUUUCUUGGGCAAAGUUUCUUGUUCUCGGGGCUUGCUUCAAUACCAGCAUCAUAGUAAAAUCAUUCUCGCCAUUAAAUACAAGGUGUCUUAUUGUGUCAUACUCACAAAGCCAGUUGGGGAACUUCAUUGAGACAUUAGGUUUUUCUACGAGACUGUGGGUACUACUUCUUGUUUUGUGUUUCCAGAAAACAUUUUCUGGUAUUAUAUCCAGAAAGAAGAUUUUGGGAUCAAGACAUAACGAAGGACUGGUUCAAAUGUUUGCUAACUCACAUUUGCAUUCGUCAGUGUUUCGAGCACGGCAUGGUGUGCUAAUGGAAUUCAAUAAACAUGAAUCAUGUUGCUCUGCUACUGAACCAUAUCAUGGCAACCUGAUGUUGGUGGUACCAAUAUCCAGUUUCAUCCACUGUGAGAAUUUAUGGAUAAAGGCACUGCUACCAUCAGAUAAUAAUCUUCCUGUCUUAUGCGUGAGAAAAUAUUAUCAACGAUCAAAAAGGAAGACUUUUCGGAGUGAAGACUUGGGUAUCAUUUUGGUUGGAAUGUUAAAGAUAUUUCCAUCUUCUGGAAGAUUGCAAUUGGUUGAUAUGACUGAUAGUAGCAUUGAUGCUGUUAUACCAGACCUUCCAUCAUUUUGGGACCCUAAUAGCGUUUUUGAAGUAACUGAUUAUUUUAUAAUUGCGGAAGGCAUGCCUGAAUCAGACCAUCCAGGGUUAUCUUGUGAUGACUCAUUAUUGCCUCGAAGUAUCUUCCAGGGUUUCCCAUCGGCGAGAAAACCAAACCUAAAAUUGUUUGUCUACUUUCACCUACGUGAUGCAACAUGCAGGAAUUGUCUCAUUUAUCCAUCUGUAGCCUCUGAGGAUGAACUGAAUGAUACCAAAAAUGGAAUAUUUCAUCUUAUCUAUAUAACCCGCAAAUUUAUUCCCCCAUGUCAUUCAAUGAAAUUAAAGAGAGCUGUGUUUGUCGAGGCCAUAGUCAUGCAGUGGUAUUUGUUUCUAACUGGAAAAGAUGGAAGUAUACAUCAAGAUAAAGUUUUGAUAGAUUGUACUAUUGGUAAUCCCUCAUAUCAUUCUUCUAGUAAGAGGCAGAAGACUGAUUGUGCAUCUAGUCAGUCGGCUCCAGGUUUCGAGGACAGUUUUUGCAGUGUCUAUUUUGAGGAAGGCACUUCUUUAAGGGAAACAUGUAGGGAUCAGAGUUGCAUGAGAACAAGCUUUUCUCAUGAAAUUCCAUGCUUGGCUACCAUACAAGGUGUUAAUAAUUUUAUCUUCUCAAGUUCAGGGAUCUUGUAUAGAAUAAAAGCCAAUGCAAAAACUAAAGUUUGUCAAGGAAGUGUAAAGAAGAUUUUUCUGGCUUUUGCAUCUGAAAAUGAUUUGAAGUAUCAGAUUGGUGGUUUUCACUUAAUGAAACACCAUAAAGAAGGUCCUCUUUGUAAUAUUAAGGAUUCUGGUUUGAAAGGUGUUAAAGUUCCUAUUACUUCCAGAACAUAUUUGCGAAGACUUUCAUUCUCAUAUGAGGUUGUUACCACUGAUAAAUCAUUGCAUGAUUCUUCUCUAUGUAAUGAAGUCUUUACGAAAGAUCAAGUACUGGGUGUUGCCAGCGGUUCUUCAGUUUCAGACAUUUAUCUUCGUGUCUCUUCAAGUCUAACAGAUCUUCUUGAGAGUGAUACAAAGGAACUGGGGAACGACCAAACUGCACCAGAUGUGAACCUAGGGAACUCGAGUCUUUCUUUGGGCAUGAAGACUAUAUCAGUAAACCUAGAAGAGAACUCAAGUUCGCUUGGUCAUAGUUGCCUCUUUCCUGCUAGAAAAUUUACCUCUCUGUGUGGAGAUAUAAUAGUUGUCCACAGUUUUGACCAAGGUUCUUCUGAUAUGUGCUCGAGCCGUGAGCACAAUGGUGAUCUUCAUCAAUACGAGUUUUGUGAUAGAACAAAAAAUAAUUACAUUCAUGUUUCAGUGGCAAAUCAAACCGUGAAGAUUUUCGGAUUUGUUAACCAGUAUUUGUUCCCUACUGGGUUCGGGCCUUGCAUAAAUGCAACUUUCCAUCGGAUUCUUGAUCUCCGGCCCAGGGUCCCAAGUACAUUGAUGUUAACAUCCGAAUCCAGCAUUGUGAUAAAUUCAAUAAGGGUAGUCAAUGAAACACACAGCUCAGAUGGCAAUCUAAGACGAUUCGGCUGCAGAGUUGUUGCUGUUCAUGUGCUGGUUCUAGAGAAAAGCAACAGGAAAUGUGAUGACUUAAAAUCAAAUAUGCAAUCCAGACCUCUAAGUGUUGAUAUUCCACUUGCUUGCUUUAUAUUGGAUGACAGUUCAUGUUCUUGGUGUUGCUGGGCCAAUGCUGAGAGGGCAGUAACACUGCUGAGGCUGGAGGAACACCCCCGAUCUGGCUGCAAAGCCAGUGGUUACAAAAGGAGGUGGAUUGGUGUACAGAACACUGACAGGACCUCUACCAUGCAACAUCUUCAAAGAAUAUUAGAGAAGCAUGACAGGAUUACUGUCAAAAGAACUAGGUCAGUUUUUGAUCCUUUUGAUCAAGACUUCACUGUUACAGCUUGUUCAGGAAGGGCACUAACUGGCUUGGAUGAUGAUUUCGACCUCCUGGCAUCCAUAAUCUUCAAUGCGUGCAUCAAUACAUUCUGGACUGUGGUUACUGAAGUGAUGGAUUCUAAUGCAGUCAACCUGAUAACAGAACACCUCAUUGAAAUGCAGAUGCCAAUGCUGUCCAUGGAAAACUUAUGGGCCACAGAAGUUUGCUCUGUGAAUCAGCGAACUGAGGGCAGAAAAAUGAUGCAAAACAACUUGUAAAAAGGUAAACUCUCGAUGCUACCACAUUUUGUACGGGGUAAUAUAUACUCCUUGUUCUCUUAAGGUACAUGUAUCAUUUAUAUAAAUGUUGUUGUCUGAUAAGUCGACAAGAUCUCUUGUAUAGGCUCUAGAUCCAUGGUAGAACAUCCUUGAGCCGGUGUAUGGGAACUAGAUUUUCUGGCGUCCAACAUGGCAUUUUGUAAUUUCAAUUUGGGAAUAUGCUUAUGGUGAUAUUCCUUGUGUUAUUCUAACAAAUGCUCAACUAAGUUUUUGUUUACCAUCU
Molecule: messenger RNA, 4220 nt
Organism: Hibiscus syriacus
Lineage: Eukaryota; Viridiplantae; Streptophyta; Magnoliopsida; Malvales; Malvaceae
Product: CST complex subunit CTC1-like
Biological process (GO): positive regulation of DNA replication; telomere maintenance via telomere lengthening
Cellular component (GO): CST complex
Molecular function (GO): single-stranded DNA binding; telomeric repeat DNA binding
Source: RefSeq, a predicted model, not a curated record